CGGAAGUGAGGCCUACCCACCAAGGCUCCGGCUACUGACUGGCUGGGAGGCAGAGCGAGAAGGAAAAGUUCCCAUGGCAACCCGAGCCUCCUGAAUGUUGCUUUGGAAGGAAGGAAGCACCUUGUUGAUCCUGCCGAAAACCAUUGCCAUCCUGUCUCUCCACAACAGGUAUCUCCUAUGAAUCUAAAGGCAAAGUGAAGGUGGAUGGAUGACCCUGGGACGGCAGGACCCUCUUGGGCCUGGGGAGCAGAGUGCUUUGUCUGCGGCUCGGCUCUCGCAAGAUGCGCAUCACCUUCUGCCAAGGUGUGUUGGGCGUCGCCAUUGCGGUCAACCUGCUGGUCCUGUACUACAUCUCCAGCCUGCAGCAGCGCCUCUUGCAGCGUCACCGGGACCACCCGCACCACAGCUCCCGCUCCUCACUCUGUCCUACAUUGAAACCUGGUUUAACCGUCCUCAUCCGGGAAUUCGAGGACUUCGAGAACUACGUCCCUGACGUGGUGCGGUCCUUCUUGAAGCAGGACCCGGAGCUGAAUAUAGUCGUGGCGGCUGACCGCUUGCCCUACCCUCCUAUGCUUCUCCCCAACACUCCUAACAUCCACGUCGUCGUCCUCAAGCCUUCCCCGGACCGGCCUGCCUAUGUGUUCAAACCCGAGAUGUACGUGAGGACAGAAUACGUGGCCUUGGUGCCCGACGGGGUGAAGGCGGACAUGGCGACGGCCCAACUGGAGCAAAUGUUGGAGGAGUUCCGGAGCAGCCAAACUAAGGUUGAGAUGGUGGCAGCUCCGGUCCGCUCGCCAGCCCCACUCCAGUGCCUGAACCUCAAGGUGAGCCUUAAAGAAUGGACGGCCGAGUAUACGACGGCCCCUCCUGCCUCUAGACUUUGCACGGCCUUGACCGGGGAAGCCGUAGUCCUCCUCCGCACCAAGGACUUCUUCAACCUCUCCCUCCCCUUGGCCCGGCCCUUGUUGACCUCCCUCUUCGUCCAGACCUCGCUCCGAGGCUGGGCCGUCCGCGUCCUGGACGUUUCCUUCUCGCUCCUCCACCAGCCCUUGCUCACCUCCUCUCACAACCAGUGGAAGGCCGACAACUUGGCCAAGGCCAACCGCCUACAGCUCUUCCGAGACUUCGGCCUCAAGCGGGUGAUCCUGGAGGACGGCAAGGAGCAGUGGUUCGGCUGCGGCAAGGAGACGCCGCGCUGCUUCGGCACCAUUCACGAUGACACCCCGGAUUACCUCUACCAGGACCGCUGGACCCCGCCGUGCUGCCUCCGCGCCUUGAGGGAGACCGCCAAAUACGUCGUCAACGUCUUGGAGACCUCCGGGGUGCGCUACUGGCUGGAAGGGGGCACGCUCCUUGGGGCGGCCCGCCACCAGGACAUCAUCCCCUGGGACUACGACGUCGACCUCGGCGUCUACUUGGAGGACAUCCCCAACUGCGAGCUGCUGAGGAACGCCGAGUCCGGCUCCGUGGUGGACGAGAAGGGCUUUGUCUGGGAGAAGGCCAUCGAGGGGGACUUCUACCGCGUCCAGUACAGCGAGCACAACCACUUGCACGUCGACCUGUGGCCCUUCUACCCCAAGAACGGCUUGAUGACCAAGGACACCUGGAUGGACCACCGGCAGGACAUCGAGUUCCCCGAACACUUCCUUAAGCCCUUGGUGCCCGUCCCCUUCGCCGGCUUCCUGGCCUUAGCGCCCAAUGACCUCCGCGGAUUCCUGGAGCUGAAAUUCGGUGUAGGGGCCAUCGAGAAGCCAGAGUACCCCAACCCAGCCAUGAAGAGCAUGGAGAAGGGGAGCUGAGGGGCGGUCUUUUGGCAUUUCAAACCUUUGGCCUUCCUUUACCCAUCAGUGAGCAGAAGCAGUGGGUCCUCAAAGUGUUUACAUGCCCAUUUACUGUCUUUUGUCAUGUGUACAAACCGGGGAAGGUGUUUACAACACUGCGGCCUCUUUCACGAAGUACUUUGAUGCCACUUUGAUUGCUAUCUGGAAUCUUGGGAUCUGUAGUUUGGUGAGCUCUCAGGCACAGAACUAUAAACUGAAUGAGAUGUAGUUUUACGAUUACAUGGCAGGAUUGGACUAGAUGGCCCAUAUGGUCUCUUCCAACUCUAUUAUUCUAUGAUGAUGAUGAUGGUGGUGAUGGUGGUGUUUAUUUAUACCCAGCUUUAUCUCUCCUGAAGGAGACUCAAAGCGACUUAACAUACUAUUACAUUGCAGGGGAUUGGACUAGAUGGCCCAUGUGUCCCCUUGGGGAGAGAGGGCCAAAUAAUAAUAAUAAUAAUAAUAACAAUAACAAUAACAACAACAACAAUAAUAAUUGGCAGCCCUAUCAAGAUGUGUACAAACUGGGAAAGGUGUUUACAACACUGCAGCCUCUUUCACAAAGUACUUUGAUGUCACUUUGAUUGCUAUCUGGAAUUCUGGGAUCUGUAGUUUGGUGAGCUCUCAGGCAUAGAACUAUAAACUAUGUGUCCCCUUGGGGAGAGAGGGCAAAAUAAGAAUAACAGCAACAACAACAAUAAUUGACAGCCCUUUCAACAUGUGUACAAACCGGGGAGACCAAGGGGCUUGUUUAUAAAGCUAUUGUCCUCCCAACCCUGCUAUAUGCCUGCGAAACGUGGACUGUCUACAGACGUCAUAAGCAACUCCUGGAACGAUUCCUCAGCGUUGCCUCCAAAAAAAUUCUUCAAGUGCAGCAUUUUUCCGAAUGAAGCAGAGCAUGUUUGAGGACUGGGACAUCCGUAAGGAGACCAAGGUGCUUGUUUGUA
This is a messenger RNA of Anolis sagrei ordinatus, 2764 nucleotides long. The record is from RefSeq and is a predicted model, not a curated record. Lineage: Eukaryota; Metazoa; Chordata; Lepidosauria; Squamata; Anolidae.